Messenger RNA from Trichomycterus rosablanca, 1032 nucleotides. RefSeq names its product zinc finger, CCHC domain containing 10 (gene zcchc10). Bases 88 to 549 code for a protein of 153 amino acids. NCBI's taxonomy places the organism in Eukaryota, Metazoa, Chordata, Actinopteri, Siluriformes, Trichomycteridae. Gene Ontology annotation, molecular function: zinc ion binding; nucleic acid binding. The transcript has 4 exons. The record is from RefSeq and is a predicted model, not a curated record.
CUUGUUUAUGUUGUAACCAUGGAAACAAAGACUCGCAAGAAAGCACAUGCCAGCCAUGAGAGAAGAUUAAUAUUUUAAUGUCUGGAAAUGGAAGCCAACAAGCAGCAUGUUCGAUGUCAGAAGUGUUUGGAAUAUGGACACUGGAGCUACGAGUGCACUGGGAAAAGAAAGUAUUUAUACAGACCCUCCAGGACCACCGAGCUGAAGAAAAAAAUAAAAGAACAACAAACCCCAGCCAACAAUGUUCCAGGAACUGGACCAGUAACACCAGUUGAAAAGAAGAUUAAGAAAAAGAGGUCCAAAUCUUCCAGCGGUUCCAGCAGCAACGAUUCAGACAGCUCCUCAAACGACUCAUCAGACAGCAGCGACUCUUCCAGCUCCUCGUCCUCCUCUGACGAUGAAGAUAGCAGCAGCAGCGACGGUGAAGACAGUUCCAGCUCAUCCUCUUCUUCCUCCUCCUCUUCUUCUUCAGCCAGCUCUGAUUCUGACUCUGAUUCAUCCAGCAGUUCUGACCAAGGCCCGCCGAAGAAAAGAAAAAAGAAAAAGUGAUGACAUUUUUAAUUAGCAAUUUUAAUUGUUAUGUCAUGCUUCGAUCAUCCCGGGAAAAAAUCUCAAGUGAAAUUCCAUUUUCCAACCAACCUGCUGCCUCAUUUUAAAAACAGGACUGAGCAGAACAGCAAAAAAGUGCCAUUUGGCUUUUAUUUAGAAAAGAGACAGACUGAAUGAGAAGACAUCCGCAGGAAAGACAUGAGCUGCAGCUCCUUCUGUUAACGAUUUUAAUUCAACUUUGCUCAAAUUGAAAACACCUAGAUAAAUGUCUUAAACUUGUUACUGCCAGAACAGCUCGGUGUAGAUUUGAGCUUUUUAUCCUGGUCUUCAUUGAUGUUCUUUGUAGCAACAGUUACAGUAUGACAACAGUAGUGUUAUUUAGAUUAAAUAGCAUGCACAAAUAUCGAUUACAAUGUAUUUGGCUGUAUGUGUUGCUAUGUGCAGCACAUUCAAGAAUUUAUAAUGUGGCUAAAGGUUUUAUCU